Triplophysa rosa is the source of this 5639-nucleotide messenger RNA. Its product is annotated as putative methyltransferase DDB_G0268948. NCBI's taxonomy places the organism in Eukaryota, Metazoa, Chordata, Actinopteri, Cypriniformes, Nemacheilidae. The transcript is spliced from 6 exons. Bases 1748 to 2572 code for a protein of 274 amino acids. The record is from RefSeq and is a predicted model, not a curated record. Gene Ontology annotation, molecular function: S-adenosylmethionine-dependent methyltransferase activity.
GUAAUUACUUAAUUUUGAUGAAACAUAGCUUUACAUUUAUUUACCGUCUUUGAAAGUUUAUUGCUUGCAAAACCAAUCAUACUGUACAUUUUCUAUUAGAGGAAGCAUUGUGUAUUUAUUUCUCCUCGUAAUGCUCUCAUAUGUCUGUUGUUUUUUUAGAUGAUGUGCUUUGCUGUAAUUGCUUGACGUUCUGUUACAGUUUUCUGGAAGAGAUGAAUGUUUCAUCAACAGAGGCCGAGCUUGAGUUGAGCAUGGAGUACUUCUGUGUGCUUGCAUGUAAACCUCAUUGACACAUGACCUACCUUCACUUAAGACCUUAAAGGGACAGUUCACAUUUACUCACCCUUGAAUUGUUCCAAAUCUGUAUAAAUUUCUUUGUUCUGAUAAACACAAAGAAAGAUAUUUGGAAGAAUGCUGGUAACCAAACAUUUCUGGGCCACCAUUGACUACCAUAGUAGGAAAAAUUACAACGGUAGUUAAAACUGUUUGCUUUCCUAUUCUUCAAAAUAUCUUUAUAGUAUAUUUAUUAAAUAUAUUUAUAAAGCGAUCUUUCCUACUAUGGUAGUUAAUGGUGGCCAAGAACUGUUACUGUUACAAGCAUUCUUCCAAAUAUCUUUCUCUGUGUUCAUCAGAAUAAAGAACAACAACUUGAGGGUGAGUAAAUGAUGACAGAAUUGUCAUUACUUUGAAUACUGUCACCUUUGGUCAGCUAUUUUGUUAAUUAUCUUAAUAAAUUUGUUAAUAAAAAGUACACAUUUUAUGGAAAAGCUAUAGUUUUUGUAGUGAAAAAUGCAAAAUCAUGUAAAUCAAUGCGCUUUUUUAAAUUUAUAAAUGAUCACUUAUAAACAUGGAUGCAUCAAUCUAAUUUUGUAAAUAAAUGAAUGCUCUUUCAUUUUUGCACUUAAUUUUGUAUUCGAUAAACGUUUUAUGAAUCCCACUGAAAUGUGUAGUCUGUCUCGGUUUUGGAAAAUGUAUAUAAAUCUUAUUGUAGCGAGGAAGGCGGGGCGAGAGCCGUGGGGCGAGUAAGGCGGGGCCGGCGGCGUAAGUGGCAACGAGUGUCAGCUGUGCGACCGCCGGUCCCCGCAUGCCUCACGGCUCUCGCCCCGCCUUCCUCGCUACAUUUAUCUAAUACAAACAUUACACAUUUAAAUAUGGCAUUCUUAACUCUAUAUGCCUGUUCUUCAUUAGUAAAGUAAACAUGGUCACUCCCAGCAGAGUACAGUAUUAUGAUACACAGAUCAGUUGAGUAUUAUUACAGUACUUUGUAACUCCAGACUCUUUCAGAUGUUAAAUUGUAAAUGUAAAACAUCUCAUGUUUGGACACUAAACAGAGAUGACUGUGUCAAUAUUACUGUAAGGAAAUAUUAAGCCAUUGUCCAUGCCAAAAUAUCACUGGGACAUUGUAUCUUCCCAGCAUGAUGUCCGGUUAGCCUAAAAACCUUCGACCCUGUUCUGCCCAUUGCCCAGGAGAUGUUUAUUGGCCUUGAAAAGAUUUUCAGUUAUACUCCACAGUGAAUGAGAAACCUCUGUGUGUGAGUCCAAAGUCCUCAUUAGCACACUAAGCACAUUACGGAUUGACCCAAGUGAAUGUACUGACCAGACUUGUGCGUUGGUGUCUCAGUGUGAAGGAACAGGCGAGCCUGAAAACUAAGCUUAAAGAUGUGGCUCCUCCCAUUGUUUCCUUUCCAUAAGUUUUGCUGACAGUUUAAAUCUCCUGUUUGGUAGAAAAGCUACACAGCUUUUACAAAUGGCUGUACGUUUGUUUGAGGGUAAAGAACAUGCGUCCUCAUACUGGAAGUACAGGAUAUCUCCUUCUCAAGAGCUCAUCAGCAAGAUUAUGCAGUUUCUAAUGAGUAAUAAAGAGUCACCCUAUGACCUGGCAGUGGACGUUGGUUGCGGGUCAGGACAAGGAACCUUGCUCUUGGCACCAUAUUUUGCUCAUGUGGUGGGGACAGACAUCAGUCCUGCUCAACUGGAGAUGGCAAGGAAGCAUGUUAGCUCCACAAAUAUCACAUACAGGGAAUGUCCAGCUGAGGAACUGCCUUUUGAAGAUGGCUCCAUAGAUCUUGUGACGUCCAUGUCAGCGUUCCAUUGGUUUGAUCAUUCACCUUUCCUUCAGGAGGCUCACAGAGUCCUGAAGCCUCACGGCUGCCUCGCGCUUAUUAACUACACUAUGGACAUGGAACUUAGUUAUGGAGACUGUUCGGAGGCUUUAAACCACAUCUGCAAAGAGUUUUAUGUUGCCCUGCUGCCAUACCGGAACGCUUACCUAGGUCCCAGCUCUUUUCAUUUUUACAACCAAACCUACAACUCUCUUCAGUAUCCAGUCAAAGAAUGGCAGGAGAUGUUUUGGGUGAAGAAAGCUGUCCCUUUCUCUGGCUACAUUGGCAUGGUGGAGUCUUUUUCCAGUUACCAGGCUCUCCUAGAAAAGGAUCCUGAAGAGGCCAGACGGCUCUCACAGGACAUCACAAAGAGACUGUUGCGUGCAAUGGGUGUGACAUCAUUAGAGACAGAGGUUGUCAUGGGAGUGAAAUACUUCUAUCUGCUUGGCUGCAAACCUGCAGAAGAUUGACUGCUUUGUGUUUAUUAACUCAGUGCCAUAACAAAAUAUUAUAUAUUAUUUAGGUAUUCAUAAUAAUCACCUGAUUUAAUAUAAAGAUUUUGUUCACCGUUUUUAUUUAUUAUAAAUUUAUUAUUACGUACUUUAUUUAUCAACACCAUUAACAAAUCAGUGAAUUAAAGAUAACAUAAGAAAAUAUGAUGUAAAGCAAACUGGAUAUUACUGACAUCACAUAACAGACUGAAUUGUGAACAGUGAAUUCUUUUGAAUUAUUAUCAAUAUUUUUUCCUGGAGUUUUGCCAUGCCACAACUAACCUCACAAAAAAUACUUUUGUUGUGUGAAUCAUUUUACUUUAAAAAUGUGUAUCAUUAGUCUGUAUAAAUUGCUGUUGUAUUUAGAUUAAAUGAGUUACAAUAAUUGAAAUGUAUUUGAAAGCUCAUCCACCAGGGUGCAGUGUUGACUUGCGCAUGUAGGGGCCCCUACCAUUUCAGGCUGCCAGACACUGUCCAUGUGUGCUGUUGUAUAGUAAUUCCAUGGUAGAGUGAUUAAACACAGGCUCACACAGCUUCAUAACACACAGAGAGACACACGAAUUUGAGAAAGGCAUUUCUGUGUAAAUGUUUAAUUUGUUUGUGUUUGCCACAAGUGUUUUGAAAUCCUCUUGAUGUUUUCAUUAACCAUUUGUGUGUUUGAUCUCUCUCAAGUAGAGAGGUUUUAUUUUAAGCCUCAGUAGAAACACAGUUACACCAAAAAUGUGUCUGUGACAUCUGUUUACUGUACACACAUCAACAUAUGAUGUAAUACUUUCUUUUUCUCUCAUAAUUUACAAUCUGGUCUUGAUGAGAUAUAUAGCUGAGUAUAAUCUGCAUAACAGUGGAAACUAUUUCCAUGUUUUCUAAAUAAUGUUGCCAAGGGGCAGCAUGUAUAUGGAGAAUAGCAAGGGUCCUAAAACCGAUCCCUGAGGUAAUCCAUAAUGUACUUGCAUUAGAUUAGACGAUUCCUCAUUUAAAUGGACAAAUUGAAAUCUGUCAGAUAAGUAAGAUCUGAACCAUUGUAGUGCCUGUCCCUGAAUACCGGUAUAAUUGUGUGAUCUAAAAGUAUUUUAUGGUCUACAGUAUCGAACGCAGCACUAAGGUCAAGCAAGACUAUGAGUGAGAUGUUGCCUUUAUCUGAUGCUAUAAGCAGGUCAUUUGUCAUUUUAACAAGCGCAGUUUCAGUGCUAUGAUGCGGUCUAAAGCCUGACGGAAAUUUUUCGUGUAUGUCAUUAUUUUGUAAGAAAGAGCACAAAUCUUUUGUCAUUGCAUGUCAGUUGUGAGGUGUCAUACAUACCAAAGGGUGAAUGCAGAGAAUAAAUGACAGGAAGUGUGUGUUCAUAUCUAACCCAGUCUCAAGGCAGUUUGUGGCAUUGGCAUGAAAUUUGGAAUCUAUUGAUUUGUGUUCAACCCCUUUUUUCGUGUCACUCAGCACAACUUUCAGUACAGCACAACUUUCAGUACGCGUAUGUGUACAUUUAUAUAUUUAUAACCUAAUACCAAAAGAAGUACAUAUUUUAGGAGGUGGCUAACAAACACCAUACCCUAAAAUCACAGCCGCAAAGGCUAAUUUAGCAAAGUAAAAUCAUAACAAAACAUACAAAAUAAGAUCGUACAAAAUAGGAAUUCACAUGAAUUGAGCCACCUUGUAAAAUAGGUAUGAAUUCCCAUCAGAUUGCAUUGAUAUAUAUUUAUACAUAUGAAAGAUAAUGCAUAUUAAAAUAGGUUAGAUUGAAAGUCGUGCUGCUGACACGAAAAAAAAAUUGUGUCCAUGAACACAAAUUAUUAGAUUACAGUUUGUGACAGUGUCACGAAUUCCAGUCCACGAAUCUUUUACCUAGAAAAGUAAUGUACAAGACCCCUAUCAAAUGACAGCACAUGAUAUAGUGAGUUAAAGAGAAUAUAGUGCCAUCGCUCAUAUGUGAUGCAGACGAUAAGUGACACGACACAAUAAUGUGGAUAAAUUGACAUCUCUUUAUUUAUUUUAUUAAUAGAUUUAUAAAUUAAAGCGCUGUAUGAUUUGAUUACAGUAAUGCAAUGAGAAUAGAAGCCGCACGGUACUGAACCAGAAUAAGUAUUAAAAUGCACAUUGUUACUUUGGUGGUAACACUUACCAAAGUAAAUGCUAAAAUUACUAUUUACACAUUUUUUACAGCUCAAAUAAAAUUUUGUAUGUUGGAAGCAAAUGAACGUAAUGAAUAUGUGCUUUAACAAAUAGUACACCCUCCACAAUGUCCUGCUUCAUAGACAUCCACUACACUGUAAGUGCAAUGCUGCACAUGAUGUUAUAAACUAUAAGGGAUGAGUCGUAUUGACAGUGCUCCACAGAUUCGGUUGACAUUACUCUAAAAAUGCCUGCCUUUUCAGUUUUGCUUUUGCCAGAUUGUACAAAGACACAAUUCUUAGCAGACUUCUCAAAUUCUGCCUUCACAUGGUUCCAUGGUUCCGAGCAGAGAAAAUCAGAUUUUGCUAAAUAAGACAUUUCUUACCGAACAUACUGUACUCAUCUCUUUCUGUCUGUGAUUUGACAUUGAAAUGUCACACACUGAGUGACCCAUCACACACCACAUUUUAAUACUGUGGGUUGAAUAUUUUCAUCCCAGAUGAGUCAAUAAGGCUGUGCUGUUGAAAAAUGGAUACAUGUACACUGUAAAAAACGUAAUUUUACAGAAUUUUUCUGCUAUUUGUUACAGUUUCAGUUUUUCAACAAGAUUUCUUUUUUUUACCGUUUCUUUUUGAAAUACUGUUAAAAAAUGUAAAAUUACAGAAAAAGACAACAAAUUUACAAGAAAAACGGGGAAACUAUUUAGUAUAAAAAAGUGACAAACAAACAUUCAUAACUCAAGAGCACUCAGAGUGUGCAGAGAAUUGAAAGGAUAGAAACGCUCUCAUUAAACAAAGGCCGGAAUGCUCGACAUUUAGUGUAGCUUUUGGUUUGAAAAACAAGGCUCUAUUUUUCCUUACUUAACAUAAAAAAGAAACAUGUUUCUCCUCCACCCAUAGGUGAAAAGGAUAUCCUCAAUUUAAUGUUAGCAGUAUAUUCUAC